This is a messenger RNA of Tarenaya hassleriana, 1141 nucleotides long. Its product is annotated as protein TIFY 3B. The transcript has 6 exons. The record is from RefSeq and is a predicted model, not a curated record. Gene Ontology annotation, biological process: regulation of jasmonic acid mediated signaling pathway; regulation of defense response; response to wounding. Lineage: Eukaryota; Viridiplantae; Streptophyta; Magnoliopsida; Brassicales; Cleomaceae. Gene Ontology annotation, cellular component: nucleus. The coding region runs from base 110 to 787 and encodes 225 amino acids.
CGCGUAGCAUCUGGUGCCAGGGCAACGUAGAGGGGAGGAAAGAGAGGAGAGAGAAAGAGAGAGAGGAGGAGAAGAAAACAGAGGAAACGACAGAUCGAGACAUCUCGAGAUGGCGGAGUUUGAAGCGGGAAUCGAGGAAGUGAAAACACGCGCCGCCGUAGACGGAUCUGGUGUCGCCGACGGAAAAGGCUGCGAGGAGCGUCUCCGGGGCCAGAUCAAUCGGAACGGAAACAUGCAGGGUGAAGGCGCGGGAUCUGUUGCGGCCGGAGGUGGAUUCUUGGAUGAGAAGCCGAUUCGCGAAGCUGGAUCCAUGGAAUCUCCGUCUUCUGGGACUGGUGCCAUAAUGGUCCUUCCAACUCAACUUACCAUUUUCUACGGUGGGAGUGUUAGCGUAUUUGAUGGAAUUCCUACUGAAAAGGUACAUGAAAUUCUGCGUAUCGCUGCUGCUGCUGCGAAAGCCACUGAGACAAAGAAUUCUAUCAGUACGAGUCCUACUCCAUCACCAGCACUGAAGAGAACCCCUUCUUUCUCAAGCACAUCUACAGUUGCUUCACCGGGAGCACAGUCAUAUCCCGUUCAUCCAACUGCGUUGUGCAGAUCAGUGGCGGACUUGCCAAUUGCAAGGAGAUAUUCCCUUCAAAGAUUUCUUGAGAAGAGACGGGACAGAUUGGUGAACAAGAGCCCUUAUUCUGCUCCAGACACCAAAAAGGCCGAUCUCAUGUCAGACAAUUCAAGCACCAAUCCCCCUUCUGCAGCCUGUCUUUCGGAGAAAACCCCCGCUACAUAGUGGGGGACAUCAACUGCACUUUACCGAGUUUCUACAGGUCAAUGUAGCAAGGUUCUAGAACUGAAUCUUCAGGCAGAGAAAUGGUAUUGGGAGGAAUUCUUGGUGAGAUCACUGAAUGCCCAAGACGAUGUGUUUUGUGUUUCUUCUUGGUGUCCAACUAAAGUUGAGAUAACAGCUGUUAUCUCAUUGUUCACAACCUUUGUAGGAAGUGUUUUUUGUGGUCUUGUGGAUAAGUUUGUUGUGUAAUUCUUGUUUUGAAGACAAGUCUUGUCUCUCUUCUCUUGUGAUUGUAAUUGUAAACUUGGAUGUUUCAAAGAACUUGUUUACCGACUUUGAGUUGUGUGUUUGUAUCAA